CACCUGACUGAUCUGAACAAACAGGAUGCUGAGGAUGGUCUGGAGGGAGAUCAGCCCGAAGAGGAGCCGGUUCCAGAGACGAGGAUUGAGGUGGAGAUUCCUAAAGUCAGCACAGAUCUGGGCAGUGAGCUCUACUUCGUCAAAUUACCCAACUUUCUCAGUGUGGAGCCCAGGCCGUUUGACCCUCAGUACUACGAGGAUGAGUUUGAGGAUGAGGAGAUGUUGGAUGAGGAAGGACGGACCCGUUUAAAGUUGAAGGUGGAAAACACCAUCAGGUGGCGCACUCGGCGCGAUGAGGAAGGCAGUGAAAUCAAGGAGAGCAACGCUCGAAUCGUUAAAUGGUCAGAUGGCAGCAUGUCUCUGCACCUGGGGAAUGAAGUGUUUGACGUGUAUAAAGCUCCACUGCAGGGUGACCACAACCACCUGUUCAUCCGCCAGGGCACAGGACUGCAGGGGCAGGCUGUGUUCAAGACCAAACUCACCUUCAGACCUCACUCCACAGACAGCGCCACACACAGGAAGAUGACCCUCUCUCUCGCUGACCGCUGCUCAAAGACACAGAAGAUCCGAAUUCUGCCCAUGGCCGGCAGAGACCCAGAAUCCCAGAGAAAUGAGAUGAUAAAGAAAGAAGAGGAGCGGUUACGUGCAUCUAUCCGUCGUGAAUCUCAGCAGAGGCGCAUGAGAGAGAAACAGCAUCAGCGAGGUCUGAAUGCCGGGUACCUGGAGCCAGAUCGCUAUGAUGAGGAUGAGGAGGGUGAAGAAUCCAUCAGCCUGGCCGCCAUCAAGAGCAAAUAUAAGGGAGGAGGUCUGAGGGAGGAGCGAGCCAGGAUCUAUUCUUCAGACAGCGAUGAAGGUUCUGAUGAAGACAAGGCCCAGCGGUUGAUGAAGGCCAAGAGACUGGACAGUGAUGAGGAGGGAGAGAACUCCGGAAAGCGGAAGGCAGAGGAAGAUGAGGAAUCCGCUGCCAAGAAACCCAAAAAAUAUGUCAUCAGUGAUGAAGAAGAAGAGGAGGAAGACGAGUGAAUUUUUAAAAAAAAUAAUUUUGUGAUUGGUUAAUCACAAUAAACUAGGUGGUUAAUCCAGAAAAACAAGUCCGCAGUCAUUUGUUUGUAUAUUUUAUAAAGACUGAAGAUGUUCAUCAUUACAACGCACCAAUAAACAGCAAUAACCUUGA
Messenger RNA from Carassius auratus (goldfish), 1174 nucleotides. Its product is annotated as RNA polymerase-associated protein LEO1. Gene Ontology annotation, biological process: positive regulation of transcription elongation by RNA polymerase II; transcription elongation by RNA polymerase II. The record is from RefSeq and is a predicted model, not a curated record. Gene Ontology annotation, molecular function: RNA polymerase II C-terminal domain phosphoserine binding. The transcript is spliced from 7 exons. Gene Ontology annotation, cellular component: Cdc73/Paf1 complex; nucleus. The annotation marks the transcript as partial. NCBI's taxonomy places the organism in Eukaryota, Metazoa, Chordata, Actinopteri, Cypriniformes, Cyprinidae.